ACACGUAUACUCACUCGAGGGUGGAGCGCUGCUCGUACGUCUGCACCAUCUUUCGCGAGCUGGACCUUCUACGCCUCUCCCCUCCACUUUACGCCGCUCGUGGGAUGCGGCCUCGCUCGCUCGCUCUUUUCGUAAAGGACAGGACGAUGCGAUGCGCCGUUCGCUCGCCUAUCUCCUCUAAUAAUGCCCCUCGUCUAUCUCGUCGCCCCGUUGGUGCGUUGCAGGACAGUAAAAGAAGAAUGGCGCGCGCAGUUCUUUAUUUUUCCACUUUUUCGGAUUUUCGCGCUCAGCGAGUGCGCAUCUUCGAAGUCCCCUUCUCUCCGAUUCUUCAUUUUGAUUCGGCCAGUUACUAAUCAACGCAUGCUCGACUCGUCUCCAUUCCACGACAAAAAGAAGACAAGGCGAGAGAGAAAGAGUCCUUCUGUCAUUGCAGAUGAGGAGCACAUGGAGAUUGCACAAAUGUAGGCACUGAGCAUAGAAACUUAUAGGACAGUCGACAUCAUCUACUGAUCCGUCGCUGUGAGUAAAGCGGCCGUCAAUCUUCCCGC
This is a messenger RNA of Acaromyces ingoldii, 548 nucleotides long. RefSeq lists its product as hypothetical. The coding region runs from base 184 to 465 and encodes 93 amino acids. Lineage: Eukaryota; Fungi; Basidiomycota; Exobasidiomycetes; Exobasidiales; Cryptobasidiaceae. The record is from RefSeq and is a predicted model, not a curated record. The transcript has a single exon.